Aspergillus ruber CBS 135680 is the source of this 555-nucleotide messenger RNA. Its product is annotated as cell wall mannoprotein 1 family protein. NCBI's taxonomy places the organism in Eukaryota, Fungi, Ascomycota, Eurotiomycetes, Eurotiales, Aspergillaceae. Gene Ontology annotation, cellular component: extracellular region. The transcript has a single exon. The annotation marks the transcript as partial. The record is from RefSeq and is a predicted model, not a curated record.
AUGAAGUUCUCUCUCUCUCUCCUCACCACCCUGGCCCUCUCGGCCAACGUGCUGGCUACCGCCACCGUUGAGGCCCGCGGCCCAACUCGCGUUGGGCGCGACCUCGCCUCCAUCACCGGCGUCCUCUCCGGCAUCAGCGACAAGGUCGGCUCCUUGCACACUGCCAUCAACAACUUCAACGGCGGCGACACUCAGCCCGUCGAGUCUGCCUCGGACUCCCUCGUCGACGCCAUCAACUCCGGCACCACCAAGGUCAACGGCGGCGAUGAGCUGAACAGUAUGGACGCCCUGGGCCUCCAGAAGCCCGUCUCCGACCUCAAGGACAAGAUCCAGUCUACCAUCUCCGACCUCAACAGCAAGAAGCAGAAGAUCGUCGACGCAGGCAAGGGCUCGCUGACCUACAACGAUCUGCAGAAGCAGAAGACCGCUGCUCUCAAGCUCUCCGACGCUAUCGUCUCUAAGGUCCCUGAGAACCUGCACGAUAUCGCGCACUCGCUUGCUUCUGGUAUCUCCGAUGCUAUCCAGAAGGGUGUCGAAGACUUCGAGGACGUCGCC